CACAGAGAAAGCUCAAUAUAUUCCUUUGUUUUCCUGUGUCACGACGAAAAAGACAAAAUUUGCCCUUUUUUUGUUAGAUUUUAGUACAAUCAUCUUUUGUGCCAGAAAAACACGUUUAAGCCGAACCGAUUUAUUCUGCCCAAAGAAAGGAUGCACCGUCAACACUUCUCGGCGUAUGUUGUCCUUUGUAUGCUCUCAAAAUCUCUUCUCUAACUGAAGCAUGUUUAGAUUUAUUUAAACGAUCACCUCUACCCAAAAACGAACAAACGAUAAAACGCGGCGAAAUUUCAAGAAUAUUGGAAACUUGGAAGGUUUUGACGACGAUGAUGAUUAUCAUAGUCAAAUGAGUAAGAACAAAAAUAAAGCCUCUAUUUGUCUGUUUUUACCUAAAUCUUAUGUCACAAAAUGACUCGUCCAUUUAGGCAAUAUACAUUGGCCGAAAGACGAUAUCAAUGGGGACGAUGAUUUGAAUGUAUAUGAUGAAUACUCAACAAAAGCAGCAAAACCCAGAAGACGAUGGCUUCGAGGAAGGGGAAGAUCAAUAAGAUUUCCAAGAAAAAGAAAAAAGUUCUUUUUGUCAAAUGAUAAUACCGAUCAAUCAUCUCUGAAACGUGAUCAUUUACAGUUAUUACGUCAAAACGAAUUAGCCGAAUCAAUCGUAUUAGAAAAUAAGAGAUUUUUACGACCUCCAUUAGAACCUGUUCGAUUUAGAAUACUGAAAGAUGCUAUUCGUUCAAAGUACAGAAUAGCAUUGAAUCAUUGGGAUCCAUUUUACAAAAAUGGUCUACAACGAACGUUAUCGCAAUUAUUAUGUGAUUCAAGAAUAAAGUUAAAGAAGCAGCAACAAAUAAUGUUAUCCAUGCCGCUACCUCCAGCAGCAAGUACAACGAUGGACACAGACAGUCAGACACACUAG
Molecule: messenger RNA, 916 nt
Organism: Didymodactylos carnosus
Lineage: Eukaryota; Metazoa; Rotifera; Eurotatoria; Philodinida; Philodinidae
Source: the annotation of a GenBank genome assembly